This is a messenger RNA of Coregonus clupeaformis (lake whitefish), 1750 nucleotides long. Its product is annotated as zinc finger protein 501-like. Gene Ontology annotation, biological process: regulation of transcription by RNA polymerase II. Gene Ontology annotation, cellular component: nucleus. Gene Ontology annotation, molecular function: DNA-binding transcription factor activity, RNA polymerase II-specific; RNA polymerase II transcription regulatory region sequence-specific DNA binding. The coding region runs from base 194 to 1459 and encodes 421 amino acids. The record is from RefSeq and is a predicted model, not a curated record. NCBI's taxonomy places the organism in Eukaryota, Metazoa, Chordata, Actinopteri, Salmoniformes, Salmonidae. The transcript is spliced from 2 exons.
AGACGCGUUCAGAGUGAAAGAGGAGGAGGAUGUUACAGUGAAAGAAGAAGAGAAAGACGUUACAGUGAUAGAAGGACGAGGAGUGAAACUCGAGGAGAAAGAGGAGGAUGCAGUGUUUGGAGUGAAGGAGGAGGGGGAGAUCACCGUCACAGUGGAGGAGGAAGAGGGAGAAUUAGAGAAGACUGCCAAUCUGAUGAACACCAGAGAGAGACCAGACUCUCACUCUGACAGCGAACCAGACCCAGAGAUGUCCAAACCAGCGAGACAACACCACUGCUCUCAAUGUGGAAAGAGAUAUACCCGGUUAUGGAACCUGAAAAGGCAUGAGAAGACACACACAGGAGAAAAUCCUUUCCAAUGCUGCCAGUGUGGAAUGAGUUUUACCCGGUCAGGGUACCUUAAAGACCACAAGAGAAUGCACACAGGAGAGAAGCCUUACCACUGCUCUCAUUGUGGGAAGAGUUGCACCCAGUUAGGGAACCUGAGAACGCAUGAGAGAAUACACAAAGGAGUGAAGCGUAACCAAUGCACAAAAUGUAGAAAGAGUUUUUCUUCUUCAGAAUACCUGGAAAUACAUGAGAGAAUACACUCAGGGGAGACGCCUUACCACUGCUCUCAGUGUGAAAAGAGUUUUACCAGAUUAGGGUCACUGAAACGACAUGAGCGAGCACACACAGGGAAAAAGCCUUUCCACUGCUCCCUGUGUGGAAAGUGUUUUACCAAGUUGGGCAACCUGAAAAAACAUGAGAGGACACACUCAGGAGAAAAGUCUCAUUUUUCCUCAUUGGAUAUUCUGAAAAAACAUAAAAUAAUUAACUCUGAAGUACAACCUUACCCGUGCUCAGACUGUGGGAAGAGAUUUAGCCGCUUAAACCACCUGAGACGGCAUGAGAGAACACACUCAGGAGAGAAGCCCUACCAAUGCUCCCAGUGUGGAAAGAGUUUUACCCAGGCUGCACACCUGAAAUACCAUAAAAGAACACACACAGGAGAAAAACCUUACCGUUGCUCCCAGUGUGGAAAGAAUUUCACCAUGUCAUGUAACCUGAAAAAACAUGAGAGAAUACACUCAGGAGACAAGCCCUAUCAAUGCUCCCAGUGUGGAAAAACGUUUACCCAGCUAGGGGACAUGAAAAAACAUAACAGAAUACACACAGGAGAAAAGCCCUACCACUGCUCCCACUGUGGAAAGAGAUUUACCUCAUCAGGGGACCUGAAAAAGCAUAAGAGGACGCACACAGGAGAAAAACCUUACCAUUGCUCCCAGUGUGGAAAGAGUUUCUCAGAGUCAAGUAACCUGAAACAACAUGAGAGAAUACACUCAGGAGAGAAGCCCUACAACUGUUCCCACUGUGAAAAGAGGUUUACCUCAUCAGGGACACUGAAAUAUCAUGAGCUAAAACACUCUGUAAAGAAGCGUUUCCAGUGUUCUCGUUGUGAAAGGAGUUUUAAAAGUUAGGGAAACUGAAGCAGCAUGAGAAAAUACACAGUAGGGAGAAGCCUUUUGGAACUGCUAACACUGUGGAAUGACAUUUACCUGGUUAAGGCAACUGAAAUGACAUUAAAGAAUCCACACCGGAAAGAAACGUUACCAAUGCUUCCAGUGUGGAAAGAUAUCCAGUUAGGGAACCUGAAAGACCAUGAGGUUAUACAUACAGGGAAGAUGCCUUACCACUGCUCCCAUUGUGGAGAGAGAUAUUUCUUACAACUUACAAUUCAUGAGUUAACGCCUCACUGGUCCUCAACUGGC